Sinocyclocheilus anshuiensis is the source of this 352-nucleotide messenger RNA. RefSeq names its product myocardin-like. The transcript is spliced from 2 exons. The record is from RefSeq and is a predicted model, not a curated record. Lineage: Eukaryota; Metazoa; Chordata; Actinopteri; Cypriniformes; Cyprinidae. Gene Ontology annotation, cellular component: nucleus. The annotation marks the transcript as partial. Gene Ontology annotation, biological process: smooth muscle cell differentiation; positive regulation of transcription by RNA polymerase II; cardiac muscle cell differentiation. Gene Ontology annotation, molecular function: transcription coactivator activity.
ACGGCAGCACUCAGAACCAGGAGGAGAACAUGACGAACAGCCAGCAAACACCUCCGAUUCCCGUUCCUGCAAUAGUCAAGCAGUCCAAAAUGUCUGAGAAGAACCGCCACAAGAAACCCAAAGACAUCAAGCCUAAAGUGAAGAAGCUGAAGUACCACCAGUACAUCCCGCCGGACCAGAAGGCAGAGAAAUCUCCUGCGCUGCAGAUGGACUCGGCGUAUGCAUGUCUCCUGCAGCAGCAGCAGCUCUUCCUGCAGCUACAGAUCCUCAGCCAGCAGAAACACCAGCAGAACCCCCAUCCACAGCAGCAGAGCUUCAGCUACCAGACCCUCAGCCAGAACACCACACACAA